AUGUGGAAAUUUGUAAAACUGUCUUUUCACUCAUUUACUCCUCCAUUUCGUGGACUCAUAAUGAGUACACAUAAAAUAACUAACUCACAGGAUAUUGCUGAUACAGCAGCAGAUUUUUUUGAGAUACAUGUUCAAGUACCAAAAUAUGAUGUAAACAAUCCUGUGCAUGUGGAUGCAAUAAUUUCAUAUAAUCAAAUUGAAUAUACUCCAAAUGUCCCAUUGGAACAAAUUACAAUAAAUGAAGUACUAAAUGGAUGGAAAAAAUGUAAAGGAAAAAAAUCUACAGACAGUGUUGGAACGUCUGCCUACAUGUUGAAACAACUUCCUAAUGAAUAUAUGGGGAUAUUAACAAUACUUUUUAAUAAAUGCGCACUAAAAUGGAGUUUUUUCGAAGCUAGUAAACAUGCUAAAGUGAUUUGUUUAUCCAAAUAUGGACUAUUUCCAACAGUUAAUAAAUUGAGACCGAUUUCUUUAUUGCCAAAUGUUGGGAAAUGGUAUGAACGUAUCAUUCAUACUAGAAUACUAAAUUGGUGUGAACAAAACAACAUUUAUGUAGAUGAACAAUCAGGACUUACAUCGCAUAGAAGACUACAAACAAGAAUUAUAUCGUUAGUUGAAGACAUAAAAUUAACAAUAACUGCGUGUAACAGACCCCGUACUUGUUAUAUUUGCUAA
Rotaria socialis is the source of this 675-nucleotide messenger RNA. The record is from the annotation of a GenBank genome assembly. NCBI's taxonomy places the organism in Eukaryota, Metazoa, Rotifera, Eurotatoria, Philodinida, Philodinidae.